AUGGAACUCUUCCGGAAGCUUCUUCCUUCACAGAAGGACUCCUCGUCGACUAGCCCGCAGCUCCAUGCCAGGAUUCCCCAAGGAAAAUGCACCGUAACAAACUUUGCAUUCGCAAAUACUCUUGGCACUGGUUCCUUCGGCCGAGUUUUCUUGGCGCGGAGGAAAGACGACCCCUCAGCUCCUCCGGUCGCAAUCAAGCGCCUUAAGAAGGCAGCAGUAAUAAGGCAGAAGCAGGUCGAUCAUAUCCUCUCGGAAAAGAAAAUCCUGCAAUUGAUCAACCAUCCUUUUACCGUGAACAUGCUAGGCACCUUUCGAGAUGAUCGUUAUUUGUAUAUAGUGAUGGAGUACGUGAUUGGCGGCGAGUUUUUCACAGUUCUGAGGAAGAACCGGAAGUUCGAGAACGACGCUUCUCGAUUCUAUGCUGCUCAAGUCACGAGCAUCUUUGAAUAUUUGCAUGGCAGAAACAUCAUCUACCGUGACCUAAAGCCGGAAAACUUGCUGGUAGAUUCAGAGGGAUAUCUGAAACUCACAGACUUCGGUUUUGCAAAAGUAAUCGAAAACAGGACAUACACGCUCUGCGGCACCCCCGAAUACAUCGCUCCUGAAGUGCUGCUGAACAAAGGGCACGGGAAGCCGGUGGACUGGUGGACGAUGGGGAUCUUGAUAUACGAAAUGAUUGUCGGGUAUCCGCCCUUUUUUGAUGACGAGCCAAUGGGGGUUUACCAGAAGAUUCUUGGGGGCCGUAUCGUCUUUCCGAAGUUUUUUGAUAAGAAUGCAAAGGCGCUUGUUAAGCGCCUACUUACCCCCGAUCUGGCCAAGCGUUACGGCAACCUGAGAAAUGGUGUCGCGGAUAUCAAGGAUCACAAAUGGUUCACUGGCUUCGACUGGAAUGCAUUACUGAAGAAGCAGUUGCCUCCUCCCUACAAGCCCGCAUUCAAGGCGCCUGACGACACCUCGAAUUUCGAUAACUACCCAGAAUCCACUGAGCAGCCACCUCCGAUUACGGGCUCUUUGGAUCCUUUUGUAGCAUGGUGA
This is a messenger RNA of Cyclospora cayetanensis, 1035 nucleotides long. Its product is annotated as cAMP-dependent protein kinase catalytic subunit alpha-like. Gene Ontology annotation, biological process: peptidyl-serine phosphorylation; signal transduction. Bases 1 to 1035 code for a protein of 344 amino acids. Gene Ontology annotation, cellular component: cAMP-dependent protein kinase complex. Gene Ontology annotation, molecular function: ATP binding; cAMP-dependent protein kinase activity. The transcript has 7 exons. The record is from RefSeq and is a predicted model, not a curated record. NCBI's taxonomy places the organism in Eukaryota, Apicomplexa, Conoidasida, Eucoccidiorida, Eimeriidae.